AUGUCUCCUAGCUGUUCUGCCGGUGCUCUUAUACUGGAAGAUGGAACUAUUUACAAUGGGGUUUUAUUUGGUGCGAAAAUUCCACAGUCUGGAGAAGUGGUUUUCCAAACAGGAAUGGUGGGUUACAUAGAGUCGUUGACUGACCCAUCAUAUCAUACCCAGUUGCUAGUACUGACUUACCCUUCGAUUGGUAAUUAUGGUGUUCCAUCGUAUGCGGAGGUUGAUGAAUACUGUUUGCCAAAGUGGUUUGAAUCAGGACGAGUGUAUGCUCGGGGUCUUAUUGUAUCAGAUAUUUGUGAGGAGUUUUCUCAUUUUGCAGCUGUCAAGUCGCUAAGUCAGUGGCUACAUGAAAAUAGUGUCACAUGUAUAAGCAGUAUAGACACACGAUCUUUGACUCUGAAGAUUAGACAAUAUGGCACUCUCCUUGGAAAAAUUGUUCCCGUUUCAGUUGAUCCGGAGUCCAUUGAUUGGUAUAAUCCUUCGAAGCAUAAUUUAGUUGCGGAAGUCAGUCGGGACGAAAUCCAGGUUUUCAAUCCCGUUGGUGAUAUCCACAUUGCUGCUCUUGAUUGUGGAAUGAAGUUAAACCAAAUACGUUGCUUCGUUAAAAGAGGAGCAAAAGUGACAGUUUUACCAUGGUCAGCCGAUUUGUCAGGGACGGAGAAAGAUUAUGACGCAUUGUUUAUUACUAAUGGUCCCGGAGAUCCUGUUCAAUGCAGAAGCGUUGUUAGUCAAAUCCAAAAAUGGAUGACCACAAAAAAACCAUUGUUUGGGAUCUGUCUAGGUCAUCAGUUGGUUGCUUUAGCAUCUGGCUUCAAGACAUACAAAAUGAAGUAUGGUAAUAGAGGCCAUAAUCAACCAUGCAUUCACUUACCCACAGGACGCUGUUUUAUAACCAGUCAGAAUCAUGGAUAUGCAGUUGAUACUAAAACUAUCUCAGAUGGUUGGUAUGAACUUUUUCAAAAUAAAAAUGAUCACUCAAAUGAAGGUCUCGCUCAUCACAUUCACCCCUGGAUGACAGUUCAAUUUCAUCCUGAACAUAUGGCAGGACCAAUUGACUUAGAGUUCCUCUUCGAUGUUUUUGUAAACUACGUCAGGUCACCUAAUGGUGAAACUUUAAGCGAUCGUUUGACAGAACAUAUGAUUUAUGUCCAAGAACCAUUCGAGAAGAUACUUUGCGGUAAAGAUAACAAACCAAGGAAGGUCCUCCUUCUUGGUUCUGGUGGCUUGUCGAUUGGUCAGGCAGGAGAAUUCGACUAUUCUGGCAGUCAGGCGCUCAAGGCACUGCGAGAAGAAGGAAUUCAAACACUGUUAGUUAAUCCAAACAUUGCUACUGUACAGACUACCGAAGGAAUGGCUGACAAGACAUUUCUUCUGCCUGUUGCACCUGACGCUGUUGCUCGCAUCAUAAAAGCUGAAAGGCCUGAUGGACUUCUGAUUUCUUUUGGUGGUCAAACUAGUCUAACAUGUGGUCUCACACUGACUAAAACAAGUUCAAGUUAUCUAAUUCCAGAUCUUAAAGAUGAACAUUCAAAGGCUCAAAAUGUACUGGACUUAUAUAAUUGUCGAAUUUUGGGUACACCGACGUCGUCAGUUGAAAUAACAGAAAAUAGAGAAUUGUUUGCCUCAGCUAUGCGUGCAAUAGGUGAAAAAGUUGCUCCGGCCGAUGCAGCGACUACACUAAAGGAGGCUAUCACGGUGGCCAAUAAACUUGGCUAUCCAGUUCUUGUACGGGCAGCCUUUGCAUUAGGUGGUAUGGGAUCUGGGUUUGCUGAAAAUGCUGUUGAACUGGAACGAUUGGUUACAAGGGCUUUGGCACAGACAACUCAAAUUUUCAUUGAUAAAUCUCUGAAGGGAUGGAAAGAAGUUGAGUAUGAGGUUAUACGUGAUGCUUAUGACAACUGUAUCACAGUUUGUAACAUGGAGAACGUUGACCCAGUGGGCAUCCACACAGGAGAAUCUAUUGUUGUCUCACCAAGUCAAACACUUUCAAAUGUUGAGUAUUAUAUGCUGCGAUCUGUUGCAAUCAAGGUUGCUCGUCAUCUGCGGAUUGUUGGGGAGUGUAAUAUCCAGUUUGCACUAGAUCCACUUUCUCUGAACUACUACAUAAUUGAAGUGAAUGCACGACUUUCUAGAAGUUCUGCUCUUGCCAGUAAAGCUACAGGUUAUCCUAUAGCUUAUAUAGCUGCCAAGCUAAGCUUAGGCAUGAGUCUACCAGAAUUAACGAAUAGUGUAACAGGUGGUCAAACUACGGCUUGCUUUGAGCCAAGUUUAGAUUAUUGCGUUGUAAAAAUUCCACGCUGGGAUUUAAGCAAAUUUUCCAGAGUUAGUCGAAAAAUUGGGAGUUCUAUGAAGAGUGUUGGUGAAGUUAUGGCUAUAGCACGGUGUUUUGAAGAAGCUUUACAAAAAGCUCUUAGAAUGACAAAUGAAAGCAUUACUGGAUUUGAUGGUUUACUAGAAGAUCCUACUGAUGAUGCCUUAUCUGAGCCAACCGAUCGUCGAAUUUAUACAUUAGCUGCAGCUCUACGUUUAGGUUGGUCAAUUGACCGUCUGCACUCACUUACUGCUAUCGAUAAAUGGUUUUUAUAUCGCAUGCAAUCUAUUACUAAUUGUGCGAAAGAAUUAGAAUUGUUCUGUGACGGUGCCUUUGGUAAUGACAUGAAGGUAUUAGAGUCAAUACAAACAACUAUUCCUGAUAGAGUGUCUUUUGAUACUUUAAUUCGGCAUUCUGAAAAAGUUAUGACUGCCAAACGUCUCGGUUAUAGUGAUUCUCAGUUGGCUCGCGCUUUGCGUUCAACAGCUGUUAUGGUUCGUUUGUUUCGUCGACAUCUAAAUUUGAAUCCAUUGGUUCGUUUAGUUGAUACUGUUUCAGGUGAAUGGCCUGCGUAUACAAAUUACCUUUACACAACGUAUGCAGAUGUCCCACUAGGCAACAUCCAUUACUUGAUAAAAUCUUUUAUUGACAGUGAGGAGGAAAAACCAGUACAACAGGAAGCGAUAGAUCUUUUGUUGAGGUGUAUGAAUGUAAAUAAAGUACAUGAUGUAUCAUUUGAACCAAAGUCUAGCAUCAUGGUCCUGGGGUCUGGAGUAUAUCGUAUAGGCUCUAGUGUGGAGUUUGAUUGGUGCGCAGUAGGUUGUGUUAGAGAGCUUCGUCGUUUGGGAUGGAAAACUGUUAUAGUCAACUGCAAUCCAGAGACUGUGUCAACUGAUUUCGAUAUGUGUGAUCGACUGUAUUUCGACGAAUUGUCACUUGAACGGGUACUUGAUAUAUAUGAAUUCGAAUGUCCAAUCGGAGUUAUCGUAAGUAUGGGUGGACAAACACCAAAUAAUAUUGCCAUGCCAAUGCAUCGUCUAGGUGUACCUAUUCUUGGUACAAGUGCUGAAUCUAUUGAUAAUGCUGAGAAUCGUUUCAAAUUUUCUCGUCUGUUAGACUGUAUGGGAAUAUCUCAACCCAAAUGGAAGGAGUUAACUGAUGUAGAAUCAGCUAAAGCUUUCUGCGAGGAAGUUGGUUAUCCAUGUCUUGUUCGACCAAGUUACGUGCUAUCUGGUGCAGCUAUGAAUGUAGCAACUGAUCAUGAUCAAUUAAUCGCCUACUUGUCUGCUGCAAGAAAUAUUAGUCCAGAACAUCCAGUAGUUAUAAGUCAAUUCAUUUUGGAUGCUAAAGAAAUCGAUGUUGAUGCUGUUGCACAAUCAGGUCGCCUUGUAGCUAUGGCUGUUUCUGAACAUGUAGAAAAUGCUGGCGUCCAUUCGGGCGAUGCAACGCUUGUCACACCUCCACAAGAUCUAAAUGAAGAAACUUUGAGACGUAUCAAGGAAUUGGUUCGCGCCUUAGCAGACGAACUUGAAGUUUCUGGCCCAUUUAAUCUACAGUUGAUUGCUAAGGAUAAUCGUCUGCAAAUCAUUGAAGCGAAUUUAAGAGUUUCUCGCUCAUUUCCUUUUGUAUCCAAAACAUUAAAGUACGAUUUCAUUGCAGCGGCUACCAGAGCAAUACUUGGCGCAGCACGUGAUUCAAUUUAUCCCCCAACUGAAUCUCAUGGUUCGAAAGCAGAAAGAUUAUCCUUCUCCAAAUCUUUUCUUGAGCCAUCUGUUAAUCUUUUGGAAAAUGCCACGGGUUUUGUUGGAGUUAAGGUUCCAGUUUUCUCUUUCGCUCGACUUCUCGGAGCUGAUGUCUUACUUGGUGUUGAAAUGGUUAGUACUGGUGAAGUUGCAUGUUUUGGUGUUGAUCGCUAUGAAGCCUACCUGCUAGCACAAGCUUCUGCCUUAUGCAAUACAAAUGGUCGUCUACCGAAACCAGGUGAUAAUAUAUUUUUAUCUGUUGGCAGUUAUCGUCACAAAGUGGAAAUGCUUCCAAGUGUUAAUCAGUUGUACCAAUUAGGAUACAAAUUAUACGGAAGCUGUGGCACUGCAGAUUUCUAUCAGACUCAAGGAAUUUCUAUAAUUCCAGUUGAAUGGCCUUACGAAGAAUCUGAUUACAAUUGUGUUAACAAUAAAAUUCAGGCUAGUACGGAGAUAAACUCAAAGGAAGGUACAAUUCAACAAUACCUCAAAGAUAAACUAUUCUCCUUGAUUAUAAGUUUAUCAUUAAGAAAAGUAGGAACUCGACGUUCUUCAGCUUUUGUUACUCGAGGUUAUCAGACAAGACGCCUUGCAGUAGACACAAAUGUCCCACUUCUAACUGAUGUAAAACUGACUAAGCUUCUUGUUGAAGCUCUUUAUCGAUUCUUCCGUGGACAGAGUGCAGACCAAACAAUAUAUCAGUCUCAGAGUAAUGAAUUCAAUAUGUACAGACAAUCUUUCUUACAUCGUUUACUUCCAUUACAUAGUAUAACUUCUAGUCAGAUCAUUUAUUUACCCGGGUUGAUCGACAUUCAUGUCCACACCAGAGAUCCUGGGAUGGAAUAUAAAGAGGACUGGACAACUGUCACUAAAGCUGCUCUUGCUGGGGGUAUAGUCACCAUUUUAGCUAUGCCGAAUACAGAUCCAGCAAUAGUUGAUGAGGCUAGUUUUAAUGUAAUGAGUCAACGUGCAGCGUCUAAAGCCUGUUGUGAUUAUGGCCUUUUUGUUGGUGCAUCACCUGAAAAUGUUUCCAACAUAAAUUCACUUUCUCGAAAAGCUAUUGGAUUGAAAAUGUAUCUCAAUGAAACAUUUACCAGUUUAUCAUUGGCUAACAGGCUGGAUAUCUGGCGACAGCAUUUUGAAAAUUGGCCAGCCGAUCGUCCGAUUUGUUGUCAUGCUGAAGGGGAGACUGUAGCGGCCAUAAUUUUCUUAGCGGAGCUUACUAGUCACAGUGUGCAUAUUUGUCAUGUUGCACGUAAAGCCGAGAUUGAAUUAAUUCGGGAUGCGAAACAACGCGGUGUAAAAGUGACCUGUGAAGUUUGUCCGCAUCAUUUAUUUCUAACUGUAGACGAUUUACCUCAUGAAGGCGGUUGGAGUGAAGUUCGUCCGCGUCUCGGUACGGCAGAUGAUGUAAAUGCCCUGUGGGCCAAUAUGCAUACAAUUGACUGCUUCGCAACUGACCACGCACCACAUACUAUUGCUGAGAAGGGUAAAGACCCAGGCGCCCCUCCUGGAUUUCCCGGUUUAGAAACUAUGCUACCGUUAUUGUUAACUGCUGUGUAUAAUGGUCGUCUUACACUCACAGAACUAAUUGAGCGAUUGUACUUAAAUCCAUGCAAAAUAUUUGGAAUAGGUACUGCCCACACUUUAAAUUCAGUUAGUCGAGGAAUAUAUGGAGAGACGUGGGUUGAAGUGGAUAUGAGUGUGGAAUGGAGUAUUCCCGGAGAUGCUUGGAAAACUAGAUCUGAAACUCCAAAAUUCUUUAGCCGAUCAAAUUGGAGUCCUUUCGCAGGCCGAAGUGUUCGUGGUCAAGUUCGUCGUGUUAUGCUCCGAGGUCACUUAGCAUACGUUGAUGGACGGGUCUUGGUGAGCCCUGGUUUUGGAAAAGACGUAUCGUCAAACUUAACUUCGUCUACGAAUUCAUUGGAUGCAAUAACAAUUGACACAACUUUGAAGCAUACAACUAUUUCGGUUGGUUCUCCUACUAUUAGGAAACGAACUAACUCAAAAUGUGAACGCGUUCAAUCUCAAGAUGAAACUCCAAUCCCAAUAACCGCUCAAAAUGAUGAGGGACCUCGAAGUCCAGUUAACAUAUGUCAACCUCAGGUGUCGGGUCUCAUUACGAAUGCCCACGUACCUACAACUCAUCAAAGUGCACCUAGUAUGUGGUUAGACGGUAUAUCUGGCAAACACAUACUUUCUUCUAUGGAUUUCUCAAGAGAUCAUCUUCGUCGGCUGUAUAAUCUGGCACACAGUUUUAAACUUGCUUUAAAUAAAAACAAACCACUCGAUCAAAUUUGCCGAGGGAAAGUAAUGGCCAGUCUGUUUUUUGAGCCUAGUACGCGUACUACCAACUCAUUUGCAGUGGCUAUGCAACGACUCGGAGGAACUGUAGUACACUUUUCAGAAUCUGAAAGUUCUCAGAAGAAAGGUGAAGCCCUUUUGGAUACUAUACGUGUAUUAGCUGGCUAUUGCGAUUGCAUGGUAGUAAGGCAUCCAGGAAAAGGUGCAAUACAAAGUGUCGCGAAUUCAAUACUCCAUAAACCAAUCAUAAAUGCAGGUGAUGGUAUAGGGGAACACCCUACUCAAGCACUGUUGGAUGUUUUCACUAUCAGAGAAGAGAUAGGAACAGUAAAUGGUCUAACUAUCACUAUGGUCGGAGAUCUUGCUCAUGGACGGACGGUGCAUAGUUUAGCACGACUACUAUGUUUAUAUAAAGUUAAGUUACGUUACGUCACUCAUAGAGAUGAGUUUAAAAUGCCGCAAGAAGUCAAAGCCUACGUUGCAGAACGAGGCAUUCCACAAGAAGAAAUGUCAAGCUUAGAAGAGGCACUCCCGGAUACCGAUGUUUUGUAUAUGACACGUGUGCAAACAGAAAGGAUUCAGAGUAAUGGUGGAGAUGCUAGAAAUGAUCAGUUCGUUGUCACACCGGAAUUGAUGGCAUUGGCUAAACCUACAGGUAUGAUUGUAAUGCAUCCACUUCCGCGAGUUGGGGAAAUUAGUCCCAGAUUCGAUUCGGAUCCUCGAGCAGCCUACUUCCGUCAAGCAGAAUAUGGGAUGCAUGUUCGUAUGGCUUUGUUGGCUAUCUUACUGGCUAAUCAGAAAUAA
Trichobilharzia regenti is the source of this 7161-nucleotide messenger RNA. The record is from the annotation of a GenBank genome assembly. NCBI's taxonomy places the organism in Eukaryota, Metazoa, Platyhelminthes, Trematoda, Strigeidida, Schistosomatidae.